Messenger RNA from Aspergillus alliaceus, 1032 nucleotides. RefSeq names its product S-adenosyl-L-methionine-dependent methyltransferase. Lineage: Eukaryota; Fungi; Ascomycota; Eurotiomycetes; Eurotiales; Aspergillaceae. The transcript is spliced from 4 exons. Bases 214 to 1032 code for a protein of 272 amino acids. The record is from RefSeq and is a predicted model, not a curated record.
CAUCAGACAGCUGAAGAUCAUCUCCAAGUACAAAGACCCGCCCUAAGUAGUUGAAUUCGGCGAUGAGAAUAAGCCGGCUGUCACCAUUGUCGUGAGAGAUGUCGAUGCAUGGAGAAGGAUCUGCGCAUGUUUGUUUUGAUCUCGUGAGUGAUCCGCAAGAAGGUGUAGCGACGCAUCUCUGAUACUAGUAUGUAGGGAUUCGCAGAAGCAUAUAUGUUCCAGGAGGUCGACUGCGACAGCCUCAGCAGCCUGUUCGAUACAUACAUCAAGAACAAAACACAACUCGGCAGUGGAAAUUUCCUCGUGCAAAGUCUCCCCCGACUGACCAUGCUUCUACGACCCUCAAAUGACCCUCAAAAUGCCCAUAUGAAUUACUCCUGCGCUCACUGGAGUGGCGACCCCACCGAGACUCUGGAAACAGCGCAAAAGAAAAAAGUCCAGCUUCUAAUACAGAAAGCACAGAUAUCGUUGAAUCACCACAUCCUUGACCCUAUCCGACGACCAGAAGAGGAUCGCCGAGAAAGGGAUCCAAGAGCCUGGCCUGGAGGAUCAAUCGCAACUGGGCCUGAGGGCAAUGGGGGAUACUACGAUCGUAUUAUUUCGAUUGGGAUGUUUGAGCAUGUCGGUGCAGAAUACCUGGAUGAGUAUUUCCGCGUUAUCUCUUCCCUGCUGCAUCCCAGUCAUGGUGUUAUGGUCAUUGAUGGAAUUACGAGGACGAAUAAGGGAUCGAAGGCGGAGUUAGAAGCCACCUCCGUUAUGAAUAUCGGACCGCAUUAUGGAAAGAGUCUAUUUGCAUGGCGAGAUAACUUUCUCCGGAAUUGGGGCCAGGUUGAAGCAGCGUUUCGGGAUGCACAGCUUGAUGCCUCUGAUAGAGAGGUUGAAGCGUUUCGCCGGAAAUGGCUGUAUUAUUUCAUUUACUGCGAGGCGGGCUUUCGAUUGAGAUUGUUGGGGAAUUAUACCGUUGUUGCGGCCAAGAUUCCUAAGGCGGGUAUGGAGUAUGAUCCAAGGCUUGGAGAUAUGUUGAUGAAAUGA